AUGACUAGUCUUCGUUCUGGUCUUCGUCCCAUUUAUGAUUCAGAUAGGCGUUCCUAUCGUCUGCAACUGACCCGCCUCAGCGACACUGCUGCUUAUGGAGCCGCAAUCUUGGCUGCGAAAAUUCGGGCUGAAGUUACGCUACAGCGAGAGUUUUGCAAGCUCAAAACUUAUGUUCUAGCUCGUCUUGAGAUUACUGCACAAGGCGAAGUCAUCAACUGGGUAGAAACGAGCGAGCUAAACUCGAUCAACCACGAAGUUGUCAUAUCUUAA
Molecule: messenger RNA, 270 nt
Organism: Protopolystoma xenopodis
Lineage: Eukaryota; Metazoa; Platyhelminthes; Monogenea; Polystomatidea; Polystomatidae
Source: the annotation of a GenBank genome assembly